Molecule: messenger RNA, 3336 nt
Organism: Cryptococcus wingfieldii CBS 7118
Lineage: Eukaryota; Fungi; Basidiomycota; Tremellomycetes; Tremellales; Cryptococcaceae
Product: trimethyllysine dioxygenase
Exons: 12
Coding region: 1-3336 (1111 amino acids)
Biological process (GO): GPI anchor metabolic process; carnitine biosynthetic process; endoplasmic reticulum to Golgi vesicle-mediated transport
Cellular component (GO): endoplasmic reticulum
Molecular function (GO): trimethyllysine dioxygenase activity; iron ion binding; phosphatidylinositol deacylase activity
Source: RefSeq, a predicted model, not a curated record
AUGAGCACUCAGCAGCCAUUGCGCCGGCGCCAGUACUCUUGGGCGGUCAUUGUCUCCUUCGGCUGCCUGGCUAUCGCCCUAUCCUGGGUUGCCUUCUCGAUAUAUCAGGAAGAUGUCCGUGUAUCAGGCUCUUGGGGCUGUGAGAUGAGCUGGAUGUCGCCUUCGUACGCGCCUCUCCAGUGGCCUCAGAGACGCAUGCGCCAACGAUACGGGCUGUAUCGAUACUUGGAGCAGGGCAUCGACAUGGGCAGUCCGCCACGCGGUCACCCUGUCAUUUUCGUCCCGGGGAAUGCAGGGUCCUAUCAACAGGUCCGUUCCAUCGCUUCGGCCGCUUCGAGACAACAUCAGCACCAGGGAGGAUCGACAGCUGUGCACUCCAAGUCUAACCAUAUUGAUUUCUAUACUGUGGACUUCAAUGAAGAGUUCUCCGCUUUUCACGCCCAAACCCUGCGCGAACAAUCUAAAUUCCUACAACUAUCAAUUGAACGAGUACUGGCCGAAUACGGCCACCUCCCAGAGCAUUCGAAACCGACCCAAGUGACUUUUGUCUCCCAUUCCAUGGGUGGCAUUGCUACGCUACUGGCGCUUGACUCCAGAUGGGCUUCUAUGGUCGACGCUGUGGUCACCCUAUCGACCCCGCACAUGAUGCCUCCCGUGACCAUCGAGUACGAUAUGGACGCUAUCUAUACAACCAUAUCCCGGCACUCUCAGCUUGGUAUCCACCCUCCUAUCGUCUCGAUCUGUGGCGGUAUAUCAGACACUCAGAUUGUUUCUGAGAGCUGUGUGCUUCCAAACACCCCAGGCUCCGAAGACCUUCGCCUUACUGCGUUCACCUCCGCGAUUCCAAUGGUGUGGACCGGGGUCGACCAUCAAGCGAUGGUAUGGUGCCAUCAAGUCAGAUGGACUGUUGCCAGCCUUCUUCUUGACUGGGCAAACGCAAAUGGCGUGGACGGAAUCGAUAUCGCCAGAGAAAGACUUGUUGGACCUCGAGCUGCUCCUCUAUCUCUUCCUGAUGGGAACAUUAUAACAUUCCCGAUCUCGUCCGCAACUUCACCGACCAUGACACUCUUGCGGCGAAGAACAGACGCCCUGUCGUUACAAGAGUGUGAUGAAAAGGGGAAUUGUUUUCCAGUAGAGUUCCGAUCCGAUCUUCUCCCCUUGCCUCGAAAUACCUCAGCCCCCUUUCCAUCACCGGGGGAAGGUGUCAAUCUUGACGACGCAAUACUCUCCAGUGACCUGAAUAUCACUCUGUCGAAGGGUAUGUUAGAAGUACGUUCGGUGCAAGGCGCAAGGAAAGACUGGGUUGUCUUUGGUCGGCACGUGUAUCGUUCGGUGCGUGGUGGCUCCUGGGAGCGGGAAGAGAACGACGAGAACGUUACGCACUACACGUUGAAAUUCACGAGCCCUCUGUCCGACUCCUUGUUGACGUACGACCUUGAAGCCACCAUCGGACAAUGCGAAGGUCAAUACCCUAUCAUCAAACAUACAUCCAUAUCUGUGCCGUCGUUGCAGGAUACUACAUCAGAAGCGCGUUUCUAUCCCAUUACAUCAAUAUCCUCUGUUCUUCGCCUGCACUCGCAUGUGCCUCUGGGACCCUUUCUCUCGUCUGAGCGUGUGAGAGGUGUGGAAAUCGAGGUCUUUCAAUCCCCCACCUGCCCGAUACAGAUGAUCAGAAUGUCGCCAUGGCACAUGGGCGUGCUCGGCAAGAUUGUGACACGUUACCGAAUGGUCGCGAUGGCCUGGCCGGUUGGGUGGGCGUCCGCUGUAGUGUUGCGACAAGUGGCUUCUUUCCAUGUGACGGGCACUAUUCCUUCGUACGACAAGGCGUUGACAGACGUUGCUGUGGAUUGGCUUCCUAAGAGCUUGGUCGGUAUCGUCCUCAUGGGCUUUCUGCAGACCGCUCUAUCGAGCUAUGGAAGGAGCCAUACCCUCAUCCUGGGCACCACCGAUCUUGCUUUCAUACCUUUGCUGUUCUUCUUCUGGGUAUGGUCAUUCGGCGUCACAUGCUUGGUGUGGUGUUGUGUCCUUGUCACUGUCUCGUUAUAUCGCAAGCUGCCUGCAACUCUUCCUUUACGCUGGAUAUCUAGUAUCGAGAGAAACCGGAUCAAACCAAGCGAAGGCCCGGAAGAACCCCACCGACGCCCUUCCACCAGUCGAUCCAACGCUACCGUGCUAGGUGUGAUCGCCUUAAUCGCAAUAGCCAGCUUCUUUGUCCCCCACGAGGCUGUGCAUGUGGCGGCAUUCAUGAUAUUAUGGACCAUAUUCGCGAAUGAAGAUUGCGCUUCACCAACGAUACCCGACGAUAUCUCGCCCACCGAGCUCCAUAUGGAUGCACAAGGACUGCGAAUCUCUUGGUCGACACUGGAACCACACGAGUCUUUCUUUCCAAUGGAAUUCUUGAAGCGAGCCUCUUACGAUCCUCCCCUUCCCCAAGUUGAGCAGGACGCCCGGAUCCUAUGGAGCUCCAAGAUUGCAGCAUCUCCUCCUUCUGUAUCCUACGAUGGUAUCAUGGAUUCUCAGGUCGAACGGAGCGAGGCAAACAUCCUCAAAUUACUAAACAAAGUUCAUGACUUUGGUUUCUGUUUUGUGACCAACGUGCCCGCUACUGCUGAGGACACCAAAACCCUCAUAGAAAAUAUCGCUCCCAUCAGACACACACAUUAUGGCGGAUUUUGGUCUUUCACAGCCGACCUGAGUCACGGCGACCUGGCCUACAGUGCACAAGCCCUCCCUGCCCACACCGACUCCACUUACUUUACAGAUCCCGCUGGCCUUCAAAUCUUCCACCUCCUGUCCCACCCUGCCCCCGGCACAGGCGGCACCACCCUCCUGGUCGAUGGCUUCUACACCGCCUCUCUCUUAUCGGCCAUCCACCCCGAAUCGUAUGAUACUUUAUCGCGUUUAGCGACACCGGCACAUGCCUCGGGCACGGCAGGGACAAUGUUGCGCCCGCCAAUGAGCCAGCCUGUGUUUGUGCAUGACGAGCAUCAGCGAUUAUCUCAGGUGAGAUGGAACAAUGAGGAUAGGGGAGUUCUCGGACGGGGAUGGACGCCAGAGGAAGUCACGGGGUGGUAUAAGGCUGCGAGAGAGUACGAGGCGUUGCUGAAGGGCGAGGACGCAGAGUACUGGGUACAGCUCGGUCCCGGGACUGCACUGGUGAUCGACAACUGGCGAGUCAUGCACGGCCGUUCCGAAUUCACCGGCGCGCGAACCAUGUGUGGUGCAUACGUCGGUGCCGACGACUGGCACUCUCGACGGAAUGUGCUUUUGGAGAGACAUCGACAGCAAAGAAAACAAGAGUCCGCUUUAGACGACGUAUGGAGCGUCGGCUGGUGA